AUGGUGAAGGAGCUCCGCCGCAUCGACAACGAGGAACGGCGCCGGAGCUGCUUCCGGAAGCGCCGCCCCACCCUCUUCACUAUGGCCCGCGACAUCUCCGAGGAAUUCGGUGCCCACGUCGCCGUCGUGGCCUUCUCCCCCACCGGCGAGGCCCACGCUUUUGGCGGGCCCACCGUGGACUCCGUCCUCCGCACCCACCUCCCUGCCGAUGGGGCGCCUCCUCACCCACCAUUCCCUUCCCUCGACGCCGCCGCCGAGACGGCGGGCCAGGCCGCCGCCCGCGUGGCCGGGAUGAGGCGGGACGGGGAGGAGACCAAGGCGCUGGUCGCCAAGGAGUGGGCGCGGGUGGCCGCCACCAGGGAGAAGGUUAAGGCCGCGCAAGCGACCGCGCAGAAGAAGAACUGGUGGGAGGUGGACGCGGAGGCCCUCGGGGAGGAGGAGCUGCCGGUGUUUAUCAGGGCGCUCGAGUUGCUCAAGUCCGAUGUCAAAGGCCGAGUCGACGUGGUGACAUCAGCCCGGCUGCCCCUGCCGUGCAGGGAGAAGCAGCAGCAGUAG
Miscanthus lutarioriparius is the source of this 555-nucleotide messenger RNA. NCBI's taxonomy places the organism in Eukaryota, Viridiplantae, Streptophyta, Magnoliopsida, Poales, Poaceae. The record is from the annotation of a GenBank genome assembly.